AAACGGUUUCACUUUGUUGUCCUUUUCAAGUACAGUCUGUUCAUCGUCCAGACUUGGUCCAGUGGAGAAUCGUGCUAGUUUCGGCCGGGACAGUCGCGAGGGUACAGUUCAAUUGUGCGCUCACCGGAGCGGCCUCGCUGAACGACGUGUAUAUACAUUGUUUUUAAUGAACGUUUACGCCGGGUGUGUUCGUGACUGAAGGAGUGAUCCGCGUCGUACUGACUGAAACGUGUGUCGACCACCAACACGAACUCGAGCUGGCCUCUUCGUUUUAGUCUUUCUCAAGGUUCAAAUAAAUUGGCGACAGAAUAAUGAAAAUAUGCAGUACUCGUAUACAUGCGUGUGUAAAAUAAACUGCCAAAUAUGAGUGGCAUGGGAACAGCUACCAAAAGCAAGAGCGGGUCUCAAACUUCCAAACUUGAGUUUUGACUUCUGGGCUGCUGAAUUUAAACCUCGCACCACUUGGAUCAGGAAUGAUGUACAAGAUGCUUAGGUGUAGAACAGCACCCUCGUACCGUGGAGCGGUUGGGAGAAACAUUCAGCUGCUCGGAAAUGUAUCACAAUUAUUAUCACAAAACCUCUCAGACGUGGCUUGACCAAGCAAUGGAAACGUCAAAGCAAUAUUUUGGAUGAACGAUGGAAGCCGUGGUGGAGCGGUCGAUUCCGUCUUGUACAUUUCUUUCUGUGAACAUGACUCUGCUCUCUGUUUGGUGAGAUGCGUCGUGCCUUUCUUGUGUACCUCUCCAUGAUGCGUCUGCCCUGGUCCUUGGUAGGAGCGUAGCACUGUGUUAUUGGAAGCCGUACAUUGUAGGCAGCUGCUUUUUCUGUCAUGGAAUCUGCACGUUCGCGACUUUAAAUCCACAAAUUUCACUGAGGGGGUUUCCACGGCCGGCUUCUAGUAUUUCACCAAAGCUUUACUCUCGCAAAUGUACUGGCGUUUAUUGAGACAGGUCCCGUCGUCCCAGGUGUUCAGCAGGUCACCGACCUUUGGUUGCCCGAUUGCCGCGCAGUUCUGACCUUCCUGGUGAUUUGGCUCGUUCUCACUCCAGAAGGACACGACGGGGUGGGAUUUAUCGUGCCAAACAAACGUGCCGUUGACGUCAAAGUCGUUCAGCCCGAUCCAAAACUCAAUUGCCGGAGUCUUGCUGAGUCUGUCUUUGAUACCCUCACGUAUUAUUUUCUCCGUCCACCAUGUGCUCAUGUUGUUCAGGAAAUAGUGCGUGUCCUCAUCGGGAAUCCGGGCCAAGUGCGACCACUGGCGGAUGCAGUCGUGUUUUGCCGCCCUCCACCUCAGCCUGGCGUCGAUGCCGCCGAAAAGGAAGCAUCGGUCCUUGUGCUGCACCCAUCCCUCCUUGCACGGCUUGCAGUGCAACGUGGUCCUGUUGCAGCGUUCCCAGAGGAAGGCGAUUUUCUCCGAUUGCAGCAUCAAGCUCAUUCUCAUCUUCUGUUUCUGCGCUUGAUGCAGCAGCCGAGUGCCUUCAACCUUCAUGUCUUGCAGUAUUAGAAUGGGCGCCACUGCCACAGCCACCGCAGCCACCACAGCCACCGCCGCCGCCACGUACAGGCACGCCUGAGUUCCCGGUUCAAAAGACGAGUCACUGGCAGACUCCUCGUCCUCCUCAUCCCUCUCCUCUAGGUCUGAACCAUAUGGCCGACUCAGCUCUUCCUCCUCCAGGUGGAAGUCUUCACUCGUGCUGGUCGGGCUUGAACUGGAGGGAGAGCAAACAAAAGGCAAACGUUAUCGCGGCGCCCCCACAAUAUCGGCUGAGGUGUGUGUGUCCUCGAGAGGAUCGGGUGGCUCUGUGAGGACCGAGUGGAGCACGGUUGAUGAGUGACGGGUCACCCACUGAGCCCAGAAUCUGGCCAGUUUUCAUCUGGGCUUUGUGGAGCUAGAAACUCUCGGACACUUUUAGGACCCGAAUGCCACUUUCUCAGGUUACCUGCUUGGGGAGGACAUUCGCCGAGCGCAGCGUGAAUAACCUGUGGGCUCCAGAGAAUAAAAGAUGGACGUUUUCUUUGCGUUAAUAUAACGUCCGGCCAGCCUCUUCAAAGUCUUCCAAGCACGACAUUCGAGUCUUUGAACUCCACAUGAAAGCAGUUGUUGUCAGAUGAGAUUUUGUUGAUCAAGUCCUGUUUUCAGGCCAAAACCAAACACUUGAUUUCUCACCCGCCGCUGGUGAUGCGCAGCCAGCGAGCAAGGUGAAGAACAAACGGCAGGAGGAAGCCAAGACAGAAAGGCCCAGGAUUGUUUUCAUCAUGACGCUCGUGGGGACGUCACGUUACUCGUCAUUUCUUUCCACCGUGACUGUGAUCCUUCUUCUGCUUUGUGGCGUCCUCCUCCUGAUGUCACGUGGUAUAUUGCCCUGCUGUUUUCCAUCAGUGGUGUGCGUCUCGUUCUGGACCCACGUGUGACCCUGAGCAGGUCAAUACCUGCGUCAUCAUCGCCUCUUGAGUCUCAGUGACUCGCUGUCUGUCUGUUUUGAUCAUUUCAGCUCUUUUUUUCCAGCUACUUUUAACCUCUUCCUCACAAUUGUUACUGAUUUGCAGUCUUUCUCUGUGGCUGUCUUCAUAUUUGGACUCUGUCCUAUUUUAUUCGCCUGCAUCUGUUUAUGACUCUUUUCACUCUUUGUCAGUUUGAACUGCUGAUCGUCCUCCAAGGCUUUGACACAUGGGACAGUCAAAGUUGCUGAACAUGGCCAGGUCAGGAGUUGGAAACCACAACACACGUCUGUUAGACAUCUUUUCUGGAGGACACUUAAGCUGCAGGAGGAGUGUGUGUCUCUCUCUGUGUGUGUGUGUGAGUGUGUGAGUGUGUGUGUGUGUCUGUGUGUGAGUGUGUGUGUGUGUCUCUGUGUGUGUGUGUGUGUGUCUCUCUGUGUGUGUGUGUGUGUGUAUGUGUGUCUCUGUGUGUGUGAGUGUGUGUGUGUGUGUGUCUGUGUGUGUGUGUGUGUGUAUGUGUGUCUCUGUGUGAGUGUGUGAGUGUUUGUCUCUGUGUGUGUGAGUGUGUGAGUGUGUGUGUGUGUCUCUGUGUGUGUGUGUGUGUGUGAGUGUGUGUGUGUGUGUGAGCGUGUGUGUGUGUGAGUGUGUGUGUGUGUGUGAGCGUGUGUGUGUGUGAGUGUGUGUGUACGUGAGUGUGUGUGUACGUGCGUGCGUGCGUGUGGUGAGUGGUGUCAGACAUCAGGAAAACAGCCUUUUCUGUGCUCAUAUUCAUUUGUCUUCUCCCUCCCUUGCUGCUACAGCACUCCUCCCCCUCAUCCCUCCACCCCGCCCCUCGUCCGUCACACCCCUCCCACCUCUCCUCCUUGCUCUGGAGCCCAGGCUCCUCUCUCUCAUCCCUUCAGUUCCCGCUCCAUCAUGUUGGCAGGAGGAGGCAGGCGAGGAUGCGCGCUCAACUUUCCAGCCAGCGCAUCCUGCCUCUGACCCAGCUUUCACUUGUCUCUGCCUAAAGGAGCUCAGAGAGGAGGAGGGGGGGGGGUAAGUCAUGCAGGACAGCUGGGGCUCUCAGACCAAGACCCCCAACCGGAGCAGCAUCAGCCGGAGAGCGGAGGAGACCAGUCGCCCCUCAACGGUGGUGGAAAGCACAUCGGCGGUCCCUUCUUCAACUGCUGCCCGAGUCUCGUCCUCUCCCUCCUCCGCUCCGGGACCCAUGUGGCGGGAGGCGAUAAGAAGGAAACGGUACCUGCUGGACCCGGCCGCGGAGUCGGGGCAGGGGGGCAGAGGAGGUGCGAAGAAAAGGAGGCAGUCCCCGGACUGGCUGUACGAGUCCUACCACUGCAUGAGCCAGCAGCACCCCCUCAUCGUGUUCCUGCUGAUCAUCGUGAUGGGAGCAUGCCUGGCUCUGCUGACCGUGUUCUGCGCCUCAGGACUGAACGUUGAGGAGCACGUGGCCUUUGUCAUCACCGUCCCCACAGCGCUGGCGAUCUUCCUGGCAGUGUUCGUGCUGGUCUGCAUCGAGUCCAUCUUCAAGAAGCUUCUUCGCCUUUUCUCCCAGGUUAUCUGGGCCUGCCUGGUUGCCAUGGGUUACCUCUUCAUGUUCUCCGGUGGGAUGGUGUGCCCCUGGGAUCAGGUUUCCUUCUUCCUCUUCAUUGUGUUCGUGGGCUACACCAUGUUGCCCUUCUCCAUGCGCGACGCCAUCGUCGCCAGUGUUCUGACCUCAGUGUCGCACACCGUGGUGUUGAGUGUUUGCCUGUCGACCACCACCGACCGCCUUGACACUGUGGUGUGGCAGAUUCUGGCCAACGUGAUCAUUUUCCUGUGUGGAAACAUGGCCGGGGCGUACCACAAGCACCUGAUGGAGCUGGCGCUGAAGCAGACCUACCAGGACACCUGCAACUGCAUCAAGUCCCCCAUCAAACUGGAGUUUGAGAAGAGGCAGCAGGAGCGUCUGCUGCUGUCUCUGCUGCCCGCUCACAUCGCGCGGGUGAUGAAGGCUGAGAUCAUCCACAGACUGAAGGGGCCCAACUUUGGUCAGAUGGAGAACACCAACAAUUUUCACAAUCUCUACGUGCAGAGACACACGAAUGUAAGCAUUCUUUAUGCCGACAUCGUGGGGUUCACUCGACUGGCCAGCGACUGCUCCCCUGGGGAGCUGGUCCACAUGCUGAAUGAGCUCUUUGGGAAGUUUGACCAGAUCGCCAAGGAAAACGAAUGUAUGCGGAUCAAAAUCCUGGGCGACUGUUACUACUGCGUGUCCGGCCUCCCGGAGUCGCUGCCCAACCACGCCAAGAACUGCGUCAAAAUGGGCCUGGACAUGUGCGAGGCCAUCAAGAAGGUGCGGGACGCCACCUGCGUCGACAUCAACAUGCGAGUCGGCGUGCAUUCAGGCAACGUCCUGUGCGGCGUGAUCGGACUCCAGAAGUGGCAGUACGACGUGUGGUCACAUGACGUCACGCUGGCCAACCACAUGGAGGCUGGCGGUGUCCCAGGGCGCGUGCACAUCACGUCUGUGACCCUGCAGCAUCUGAACGGCGCCUACAAGGUGGAAGAUGGAGACGGCCAGGGGCGGGACGCCUAUCUGAAGGAGCACGGAGUCGUCACUUACCUGGUCAUCAACCCGAAGGUGGAGCGCCGCAGCCCGCAGCAUCACUUCCGCCCCCGACACACGCUGGACGGAGCCAAGAUGAGAGCCUCUGUGAGGAUGACUCGCUACCUGGAGUCCUGGGGAGCCGCCAAGCCCUUCGCCAACCUGCACCACCGAGACAGCAUGACUACUGAGAACGGAAAGAUCAACACCGCUGAUGUGCCCAUGGGACAGUAUCACUUCCAGCGCAGAUCCGAGAGGACCAAGUCUCAGAAGAGGCGAUUCGAGGAAGAGCUCAACGAGCGGAUGAUCAGGACCUUCGAUGGGAUUAAUUCUCAAAAGCAGUGGCUGAAGUCAGAAGACAUCCAGAGAAUAUCGUUAUUCUUUCACAACAAGUCUUUGGAGAAGGAGUACAGAGCGACUGUCCUGCCCACCUUCAAGUACUACAUCACCUGUGCCUGCUUGAUCUUCGUCUGCAUCUUCAUCGUGCAGAUCCUGGUCCUGCCCAGGAAGAGCACCCCGACCUCCUGGAUGUGGCUCCUGAGAUCCUCCAUCAUUAUCGCCAACAAGCCGUGGCCUCGCAUCACGCUCACCGUCGCCACCACCGUCCUGAUCCUGGUCAUGGCGGUCUUCAACAUGUUCUUUCUGGAAGACGGGGUGCUGCCCCCCACGCCCCUCCACAACUCAUCCAACGAAACCACGUUUCGCUCCGACGGACAAAUGGCAGCUUUUACCGACAAAAGUAACUCCCACCUUCCUUAUUUGAUCUACAGCUGCAUCCUGGGCCUGAUCUCCUGCUCCGUGUUCCUGAGGAUCCACUACGAGCUGAAGAUGGUGAUCAUGCUGACAGCCGUGGUGGCUUACAACGUCAUCAUCCUGCACACGCACGCCGCCCUGCUGGACGACUACAGCCGACUCCUGUACAGCACGGAGAGCCUGGACAGACCAGGGGUCCUCAAAGACCUGAAGUCUAUGGGGUCCAUCUCGCUCUUCAUUUUCUUCGUCACUCUGCUGGUGCUGGCCAGACAGAAUGAAUAUUACUGUAGGUUAGACUUUCUCUGGAAGAACAAGUUCAAGAAGGAGUGCGAGGAGAUCGAGACCAUGGAGAACCUCAACCGCGUGCUGCUGGAGAACGUCCUGCCCGCUCACGUGGCGGAGCACUUCCUGGCCCGAAACUGGAAGAACGAGGACUUGUACCACCAGUCCUAUGACUUGGUGUGCGUCAUGUUCGCCUCCAUCCCCGACUUCAAGGAGUUCUACACCGAGUCAGACGUCAACAAAGAGGGCCUGGAGUGUCUUCGGCUCCUCAACGAAAUCAUCGCGGACUUCGAUGAGCUGCUGUCCAAGCCCAAGUUCAGCGGCGUGGAGAAGAUCAAGACCAUCGGGAGCACGUACAUGGCUGCCACUGGGCUCAGUGCCUCCCCUGGGCCGGAGUACCUCACGCAGGAGCACGACCGGCAGUACAUGCACAUCGGGACCAUGGUGGAGUUCGCCUUCGCUCUGGUGGGGAAGCUGGACGUCAUCAACAAACACUCUUUCAACGACUUCAAACUCCGAGUCGGAAUAAACCACGGCCCGGUGAUCGCCGGAGUCAUCGGAGCCCAGAAGCCACAGUACGACAUCUGGGGGAACACUGUGAAUGUAGCCAGCAGGAUGGACAGCACCGGAGUCCUGGGCAAGAUACAGGUGACGGAGGAGACCAGUCGUGUCCUGCUGACCCUGGGCUACGUGUGCACCUGUCGGGGGAUCAUUCAUGUGAAGGGCAAGGGCCAACUCAAGACCUUCUUCGUCCACACGGAGAUGACCCGCUCACCGUCCCAGGGCAAUCUUAUGCCGUGAAAGUGUGGCUGGCCAGGUGAGG
Molecule: messenger RNA, 6881 nt
Organism: Synchiropus splendidus (mandarinfish)
Lineage: Eukaryota; Metazoa; Chordata; Actinopteri; Syngnathiformes; Callionymidae
Gene: adcy2a
Product: adenylate cyclase 2a
Exons: 24
Coding region: 3482-6859 (1125 amino acids)
Biological process (GO): adenylate cyclase-inhibiting G protein-coupled receptor signaling pathway; intracellular signal transduction; cAMP biosynthetic process
Cellular component (GO): plasma membrane
Molecular function (GO): adenylate cyclase activity
Source: RefSeq, a predicted model, not a curated record